AUGUUGUCAGUAGCUGCAAAUUCACUCUCAUCGUUGCCUUCAACUAUAAGAGAUUCUUUUUCUAGAAAUAAUUCUGAUAAUGAACAAUCUAAAGAAAUUUCAGGAGAAGAAAACAAAUCAGAUUCUUCCAAUGAUUCAAACGGAAAUUCCCCUCCCAGUUCUCUAAAGGUCACUCCACCCUUUAUUGAGGAAGGUUCACAACAAAACCUUAAUGUGGACGGUUCUUCAAAAGCUUGGCAGGGAAAUUUGGCUGGACUUAGACCUCCAACAACUAAUAUAGACACUACGACCAUAAUUACCAACUCGUCAGGUUCUCCUACUUCGUUGAAAAUUGAGAACUUCGACCUUAAGGAUGACCAAAUUGGGACUCCAACAGUUGAAGAUUAUUCUCCUCCAAUUCCUUUAUUAAAUAAUGCAAAUGAUUAUACAACAUACAAACCGACACAAUUAUCAGAAAAUAAUCCUGGACGUCGUUCUUUUAAGUUACCAACUCCUAAAAAUUCUGGAAAAGUAAAAUUGAAGAAAAAACGUAGUGAAAGUAGCAUUGCAGAUGAAUCCCCAUCUAUAGAUUCUCCGGAUUUGAGUGGUCUUUCUCCAGCAAGUCCCAAAAAAAAUGCUGAAUUUCAUGCUUUAUUUAGAAGUGUUCCUGAAGAUGAUUAUCUUAUUAAUGAUUAUGGAUGUGCGUUACAAAAAGAAAUUCUUGUACAGGGACGUUUAUAUGUCUCGACGAGUUAUUUGGUAAUAGCUUUCUCGGAUAUCGUUUCAAUUGAAAAAAAGACGACAGCAUUUGUAAUUCCAAAUGCGAUUUUGAUCUCUACACUUCAUGCUAAACAUUUUUUUGCUUCUUUCAUAACAAGAGAGAGUACAUAUGAAUUAUUGCAAACAAUAUGGAGAAGAACUCAUCCCACGUUAAGUAUUUUAUCGGCUGAACUUGAAUUAAAUAAAAAUAAUAAUGAAAAUUCGGAUACGUCUGUAGAAACAUCAGCAGAAAGUAAUGAAGGUAAAUCGACAAAUGGUAAACGUAAAAAAAUUGGAUCACUUAACUUAAAAUCUGACACAAAGAAACUUGGUAAAGGAUCAACAUCAUCUGAUGAGAAAGAUAUUAGAGAAAAAGAUCAAAAGAAUCUUGGUAAAGGAUCAACAUCAUUAGAUGAGAAAGAUAUUAGAGAAAAAGAUCAAAAGAAACUUGAUCAACUUGAAUUAAAGGUUCAUUCGCUACCAUCAUCUCCUAAAAAAAGCGAAUUUUAUGACCAUUUAAAAUCAAAAAGUCAAAAAAGACAUCGGCCGAGAUCAAAAUCAGUAGAAACAGAAACACAAUCACCAAUUCUUGACAUUGCUCCUAUUUCUGAUUUCCCAACUUCAGAAUCCAAUAGUACAAGUAAUCAAUCGAUAUCCUCAAGAACGCAAUCUCGUAAACCGAAUAUAAAGAAGCGAAAGUAUCCAACCCAUUGUGCUUGUUUAAAGCAUUAUGACAAUGUGUCUUUGGAUACAACGUUUAAGGGAACAGUCGAAGAAUUGUAUAAUUUAUUAUUUGUUAGUGAUUUUUGUAAAAACUUUGUUAUUAAUAACGAAAAAUGUCUUGACGUUAACUUUGGUGAAUGGAAUAUAGUUGAUGGAAAAUUGAUACGGCAUUCAAGUUACAUCAAACCAUUGAAUAAUUCAAUAGGUCCAAAAAGUACAAAAUGUUGUAUCACGGAUGAAACUUUGCAUAAAGAUUUUGACAACUACGUUGUAAAUUUAUCUACUACUACUACACCAGAUGUACCUUCUGGUGGUAGUUUCAGUGUAAAGACCAGGACAUGUUUUAUGUGGGCAGGACCUAAUGAAACUAGAAUCAUUACCACAUGCGCAGUUGAAUGGUCAAAAAAUAGUUGGUUAAAAGUGCCAAUUGAAAAAGCCUGCAUUGAGGGUCAAUUGAGUCAUUGGAAGAAUCUUUCACUAGCUAUCAAAAAAUAUAUUGCUAUGCAUCCUUCAGAGUUCCAAGGUGCCAGCUUAUCACCUGUACUUGGGGAAAUAGAUCUAUUAGAUGAAAAAGCACCACUUAAGGAACGUACACGGUCUGCCGCAAUGCCACUAGAUACAACUACUCUCGAACAAAAUGCACCGACUACCGGGCAACAACAAACUGCCAAUAUAUGGAAUGCUGUGUUUGAGAUCCCAAAUGUUUUGUUUUCAAUUCUAACCCCGAUGAUACAAAAUAUUUCUAUUCCCUCAACCAAUACCAUAAUUAUAUUGGCUAUGUUGUUUAUGAUGAUAUCCAAUCUAUAUAAUUGGUCACUUUUACGGGAUAUUGGACAGAGACUUGAUAAUGUAGCUAGUAGUAAUAUACCAUUGUACGGAGGAAGAAAUGAAUUUCUUCACUAUGAUGAUCUGAUUGAAAGGGAAGGGGAAGUUCUUUGGAAAUGGCUUGCUGAAAAGUCUAAGAAAGAUACUGGUGGUGAUAUUAAUCAUUCAGAAGAUGAAUUAUCAUCAUCAAAAUGUCAAGUUGAUGGUUCAUCUUCAUCUUUUAACUGUGGGAGUGGUUCUGAUGGUUCGGAUAAUGAUUAUGGUAAAACACGCGAAUCUAAACCGAUAUCUGUUCAGCAUUUGUCUGAACAAAUUGGAGAUUUGCAUAAAUUGUUGCAAGCAGCUGAAGGUCAUGUCAAAAAAUUGGUAGAUGUUACCGAAUUUGAAAGUGCUCAUUAUCCAGAUCGAGAGAAAAAGCAGAAAAAACACAGUGCAUAG
This is a messenger RNA of Diversispora eburnea, 2724 nucleotides long. NCBI's taxonomy places the organism in Eukaryota, Fungi, Glomeromycota, Glomeromycetes, Diversisporales, Diversisporaceae. The record is from the annotation of a GenBank genome assembly.